Messenger RNA from Phoenix dactylifera (date palm), 3032 nucleotides. NCBI's taxonomy places the organism in Eukaryota, Viridiplantae, Streptophyta, Magnoliopsida, Arecales, Arecaceae. The record is from RefSeq and is a predicted model, not a curated record.
AUGCGUAGGAAAACUUGGAAGAUAGCCAUUCUUUCCCCUCCAGCAAGGCAUAUCUUAUGUGAAAAGCAAGGCAAGAUCAAUGAAGCAUACAAGAAGCUGCAGGAUGGUUGGCUAAACAAUGGAGACAAAGUCCCGCCGGCUGAGUUUGCAAAAAUAGCAGCUGAGUGCUCUGAAUGCCCCUCAGGAAAGAAAGGUGGAGAUCUCGGAUGGUUUCCAAGGGGGGAAAUGGCCGGUCCUUUUCAGGAACUUGCAUGUAGUACACCGGUUGGAGCUACCAGUGAUUCAAAUCAACGUAUAUUUGCACACUUCUUGUUCUGAUAUUUCACAUCCAACCUUGUAUAUGUAUUGGUUUAUGCAGACCAACCUCAAUGUUGCAAGGCUCUCUUUACAUGGAGUCUAUAGAUUGACUUGUCCUUGCUGUCUGUCUAUCAAAGACACUGAUUGGAACUGGAUUUCCCAUCAAAGUCCGAUAUAUCAGAAAUCCAAUGGUCAAGACAUGUCACUGGUUAUUAAAUAUUAUGCUGAUGUUUAAUUUGUAACUUCUUGCUUUAACUAACACUCGUCAUAUGGAAAAGCACUGCAGGCAUGGAUACCAUAUUAUCCUGUGCGAAGGAAGGAAAAAUUAAUCAUAUCUUUGGUCAUGACCUUCAGAAGUUCUGUUCAGAAAUCACAAGAACAUAUGCUGAUGGAAAGCAGCAUGUCUUUUAUUCUCAAGACCUGGUAGAAAGAAAAGAUGAGGCUACAUAUUAAUGCUGUGUGGCUUUCUGGAGAGUUUUCUUGUUAAAUUAUAUGUAAUGUGCUUUCCGAUAAACCCUAUGUCUUGUUAGGUGCUGUGUAAAACAUGGUGACGUGUAGUCAGAAAUUCAUAUUUGAAUAUAUUCAGAGUGAUUCUGGUCAUGUUCAAAACAUUUGGCAGAUUUUAAGAUUAUUGUUCCGCAUCUCCAUGGAUCGACUACUGCAUCUCGGAGGAUAUAGGUAGCAUGGAGAAAGGUUGAUAAUUUUGUUUGGUAACAAAAUAUAAUUGAAGCUCUCACACCAGGUUUGGUUGCAUAGUUAGGCCAGCUUAAAGUGGGAAUCAAGUUUCACCGUCUCGAUGCCGGACCCCUUACCGGUGUCAUGCUGGUUCAGUAUCUCUUACACACAUUAUGGUGUCAGUGAGGAAUACCAAGUCUUGGUUCAGUAGCAGAACAGUACAGUAUGCCCAGGGUGGGUGGUACAUACCAAUACGGCGACUUUGAAUCACAAUAAUCCCCUCUUAGGCAGUCAGGCUCACUUGUCUUCUAAACUGUCUCCCCUCUACUCCCCUGCAUGUAGCAGACAUUGUAUGGCCAUUAUUUAUUUCAUGAGAUUGAGGUACGAUGAUCUGUGUUGGCUUAGUCAAGUUUCAACCUGAAAAUUUCUGGUUCAUUAAUAGUCGAAUGGAGUUGGUCUGAGAAUUAGCUCUCAUUCCUCUUUCUUUUUUUCACCUUGGUUUUGUACAAGAGAUAAGUAUAAUGCUGGAACAUCUCAGCUAUGCUAUGAGCAGAUAUCCAAUCGUUGCCCGCCUCUAGGACUAUAUUUUACAGAUUCAUAAGGUCAGCUAUGUCUGAUUUGGAUCCUGAAACUUGGAAAACUGUGAAGAAAAUGAUGUUUGACCAUCGACAGAAAUUCAGGGCCUCCCGACAAGCAACGAGAUGGAGAAGCAAGGAAUGCUCGAGAAAUUCAUGGCCCAGGUGAGUGAUCUUUUUUUGUCCUGGCCAGUGUUUCGCACGGUUCCUCCCGGGUCUCUAAACCAUGCCAUGAUUUGAAUUGUGCAGCAUCAAUAAAUCAAUAUAUAGACUUUUUAGGAGCCAAUAUAGAUUAAGGUGUCCAUGUUGUGCUGCUGUGCCUUGGCUUAGCCAAAAUGAAAAGCGUAGCCCUUGUGGGUGCAGUGAAAUAGUCUGAACAAUUUCUGAACAAUACUGUAUGUUUUUCUCUUUUUUUCCUUCUCAUCCUUCCUAGUUUUGACUUGCUAGUUUACAUGGUAAUUAUAUUUAGAAAGGUUUAUGCAGAUUCGAAGUUAUUCAUUCAUGCUUAUGCAGAUUUUUUCAGAAGAUUUGGGAUGUUCUGUGAUUUUGCCCGGAAGCACAAGCAUUUUUGUAUUAACAAAAUAUUCUAGCAUCUUCUGUUCUGAAGCUAUGGGUGCAUGCUGAGGAGAGUGGAUCCUCUGUUAUGUGAGACUGUUGUAUCUCAUAAUGCUGUACCACCAUGGAUAGCUCAUAGCUGCCAAGCCUGUCUCUCAUUCAUCAAGUGAAUAUGUGAUGAAGAAAAGCCGCCCGAGAUAGAUGAUGUGGAAGCUAUCCAUGGUGAUACAGUAACUUUACGGUGCAAAAAUCGCACUGUAGAAAAUUUUGGGUUGUUCGGAUUGGGCUGAUUAUCCUAAAUCCAGGGACUUUGUUUAAGUUGCUGUGAAGUCGGCCAUGGAUGGUGGGAGAUGGCGAUAGGUAGCAGCCAAAAUGUUUUCCGACCAAACGCAUGGAUUGCGAUCAUUCAGGACGCCAAAAAGGGCCCCCCCUGACCGACUGAGGGAGGAGGUCUUGCUAUUUGACCCGGCAUUCCCCUCCUUGGCAAGUUGGCUGAGAGAUCCACUUCCCUUCGCUGUCUUUUCUACGUAACCUUCAAAAACCGAGUGGGGCCUAAACGGCUCUCGUUCAUGUAUUACUUCAGCUUUUUGGCUCUCGAUGUGGGACAACUUCUCUCCACUAGUGCUAUCUUUAUGGAUCAGUCUCCAUCCACAUCCCAAGUUGGCUAGAGAGCACCAAAGCAUCCCUGGUUGGCAAGAAGAGAUCCGCAUCCUGCUGCAUUUACGUUUACUUUGUUUUGGUCUUUGAUGGUAGUACUUGGUUCCUACUCCAUCGUUCAUUCUUGACUAAUUAAUCUAUCCACUUUCAGAUGAUUAAUAUCAUGACCUCGCUCUUAAGGAGUCAAACAAGUGUUUUUUAAUGAGAAAGAUAAUUAAAACACACACUCUUUCUUUGAGACCUAGACUAAGUGCAUGAACUGUCUGGUUUGGG